Messenger RNA from Branchiostoma belcheri (Belcher's lancelet), 4449 nucleotides. RefSeq lists its product as uncharacterized. The transcript has 26 exons. The record is from RefSeq and is a predicted model, not a curated record. NCBI's taxonomy places the organism in Eukaryota, Metazoa, Chordata, Leptocardii, Amphioxiformes, Branchiostomatidae. The coding region runs from base 188 to 4360 and encodes 1390 amino acids.
GAGACGCGUAAAAACAUAUUGUUUCCUUAAGUAUAUGCGAAAAUGACGUCAUCCGUAGUCAGGGCUGCAACUGAAUAGCCGUGCCAGCCCGGCUUUGUCUGUAUCAUUUGGACGGGAUGUUCGUCAGACUCCCGAGUUUGAAUUCCAUUGAUACUAUCAGUAGGAAAAGUCACUGCCUUUCUCAGUUAUGACCACAUUUUGGAUCCCAGCCCUGUGUCUAUUAGGCGCAAACUUUCUACUCAACGGCUACCUAGCAAAUUCAGCCGCUGGCAACACUGGAGCCCGUGACAACAAGGGUACGGAGUUUAUUCUGACGUUCACGGAGAACCUGCAGCGGGACCAGCACGAUCCCAAACUGCAGGUGGCGGGAACGACCCAGACUCCCGCUACAGUCACCGUGGAGGUCCCGGGUGCCGCGUUCACCACCACAUUCAACAUCGGCUACGGAGAGGUAAACACAGUUGAUUUGCCUCGCGUUGCCGUAGAGCUGCGCGGUAGCGGAGUACAAAACACCGGCGUCCACGUCACCGCCUCCCGAAAGAUCGUUGUUUACGGCGUCUUUGUUGAGCAGGCGACUUCUGACGCCUUCCUGGCCCUUCCCACCGACGUACUGGGCACGGAGUACUUCGUGUCCUGCUUCACUCCAUCCGGCGGCUACCCUACUCAGGUCGGCGUGGUCGGGACCGAGAAUGGGACGUCUGUCAGUAUUGUACUGAAGGGGGACGUGACGUUCGACGGACAGACGUACACGGCCGGACAGACCAUCACCGUCAUCCUCAACCGGCUGCAGAGUCUACAAGUACAGAGCGAUGCGGACCUCACAGGGUCCCAUGUCACGUCCGACAAGAGCGUCGCGGUCCUCAGCGGAAACUACUUCGCCACCAUUGGGAAUGGAGGGUCCGGAUCAGGGGACUACAUCGUGGAGAUGAUCCCACCUGUGGACACCUGGGGGAGGGAGUUCGUCACCGUGCCGCUCAAACAGAGGACGGCCGGCGAUGUCUUCAGGGUCAUCGCUGCUAGAAAUAAUACACAGGUCGACGCCACGGGACAAGCCACGACCACCCUCCACGUCGGGGAUUUCUGGGGAUUCGAGGCCGGUUCGGACGCCUUCCUUCAUGUCCGUGCUACUGAGCCCGUGAUGCUCAUGCAAUAUAGUAAGACGGCUUCUGCCGACAGCACAAAGACGGACCCCUUCAUGCUGCUGAUCCCGCCUCUGCAGCAGUACGCAGCCGACUACACCUUCGCCACUGCUCAGCUGAUACAUAGACCCGACCAAGUGACUCACCAUAUCAACAUUGCAAUAAAGAGUUCUGAGAAGGAUGGACUUCGUCUGGACGGCAGUGCUCUAUCCUCCAGUGUUACGUGGACGGCCAUUCCAGGGACAGACCUAGCAGGGACCCACCUGGACAUCCCUGACGGCACGCACACGUUAGUCCACACCUCGCCCGUCGUCACCUUCGGGGUCUCCGUGUACGGGUUCUGCAGCGCCGAGUCGUACGGCUUCCCGGCGGGGCUCCGGAUGGCGCCGAUCGCCCUGCCCUGCAGCCCCACCCCCACCGUUCCCGGGGACGGGGUCGACAACGACUGCGACGGGAGGAUUGAUGAGGACCUGCUGGACGGACAGGACCACGAUGGCGACGGCGACGUCGACGAAGAUCUCGCAGCAGCAGCCCACCUGUACAGACUGUCAUUUGACGUUAGCGACGUGAGUCCCGCAGGAGGUACUGGCGUCAAUCUGACAGUGACGAUCUACUCCCCUGCCUGUGGUGGCUGGUGUGUGUCCACGUCUGUGCCAGGCGGCUUCCGACGAGGAAGGACACGACUGCAUUACUUUGAGGCCUCUGAUUUGGGUCGUCCAGAAAGGCUUCAACUUAGGACUGACGGCGUUAACAGGACCAUUCUUGAUCAGGUUCGGCUGUAUAACGGUCAAACGGGUGUCGAGGAGGAAUUCCCGUGUAACCAAUGUGAACUGAGUACAACUUGUGCUUGGGAGUCAUUGUUUUUGGACGCAAACGGUUCGAAGUCGUUAGGGUCAUUGAAGAUGACAUUUCCCACCGAGUGGUCCGUCACAACCUACGUGGAGGUUCAGGCGGCCAUGGCUGACCCGCUUGCCGCGCUGACAGCCUGCGGGGAGCUCCGGGUCCCGGACACGGCCAGCAGCCGUACUCUCUUCAGCUACGCCACCACUGAGAGCGCUCAUGGGAACGAACUGCUUGUCUUGGGGAAACAAGGGAGAACAACUUACAAUCUGAUAAUCAACGAUCACAAAAGUCCUGCAUUCGAGCUCCCCAUACAAGCCGGCCGCUGGCACCUGUUCUGCGUGACGUGGCUGAGCGGGAGCGGCGAGUGGGCGUUCUACAUGGACGGACAUCAGGUUACGACUGGUUCCGGACUGGCCACAGGUCAUCUGGUCAGGACCAAUGGCGCCUGGAUUCUAGGACAGGAACAGGAUUCCGUCAGAGGAGGCUUUACUUCAAGCGAGGCAUACAGAGGGGACCUGACACGCUUCAACGUGUGGGACCGUGUCCUCUCUACGGGGGAAAUGAAGGACGUCUACAAGUGCAGUAGUGGAGGCAACGUCAUCGACUGGGCCACUGUAACGGUGACGCCACACAUGGGCGUGGCCUUCUCUGAACACAUCUGCUCCGCUCCAGACGUGCAGAUGAUGUGGGAUGUCAGGACGUUAGGUGAAUCGACAGACGGAUUCCAAGGCGGGGAUGUGGUGACGAUGGAGUACAACCUCACCAUGACAUCAACCACAGCCCUGGUCAACAUCACACUGCAGUUUCUGUCAGACUCGCUCGAGGAGUUGAAUGCCGUCACCAUCUCUAACAGUUCGGAUCUACUAGAACUAAACGGCAAUCUCACUGGAAAGGUCAAAGGUACGGCGUUCUAUGGGCAGAGGCUCUCGGUAUGCAUUAAUGUGACCUACACAGGGAAUAAUUUCGGAAUUGAAGAGGUUUUGGGACCGGUUUGCCCCAACAAUACAGUGUUUGCCACAUCUAGUGCUCUUCCAAAGUUCAACGUAUCCUGGCUGAGCGAAGGAAAUGUAACAGUUGGUGAAAAUAAAAACAUGUCAGUCAUCGUGGUGUUCCCUCGUCUGAGAUUUGACAGCUUGGCUGUUGAAGUACAUUUCCCCACGAUCGGCUCUAUCCUACCCCUCUCCAUCACACACCUCACCGUCACUGAGGUCGGAGACAACGUCUCGCUGUUUGGACGGAACGGCACUCACCAGCAAAGUUCGUUACCCAUCACCGAGAAGGAAGAUCGAUGGGUGUUGGAACUAGAGGAUAUAUCCACCAUUGGGGGUGAAAGCAACAUUCUGAAGCUCGCUGUUGGGUUUAGAUUUACGAGAGACGAGGACUUCUCAACUCCAAAGGAACUUUGGGCAAGGGUCAGUGCCAGCUGCGUGGCGUUAGACACCGUGAUCUGGACGGGAGCCCUCCCCCUUACCGUGGUGCCGCGGGGCAAGCCUCUUCUGGUCCUGGACGCCUCGGUCAGCGACCCUGGCGACCUCAGCAGGGGGGAUAUGGUGACGUUCAUAGUCGACCUUCGCCACGACCCGAAUUCCACGGCCACGGCGUAUAACGUCACGACGAAACUUUUCUCAACUCCGUUCGUCAAGUUUGUCAGAUUGGGAGAACCCGAGAAUGGGCAAGAGCCAAGAGUGAUCGCCAAGGCGAACGCCAUUUUGUUCAAGUGGCCUGAGCUGGGCCUAACCGACCGGCACAGGUUCACGUUUCAGAUGAUGAUCGACCCGGAGAGUAAAGAGCGGCCAGGAGACCACCGUUUCGUGGGGCCGAUAGAGACCUUGUACCGCGGAACCGCCCUCCCAGGAAAACGGCUGCGUACCGAGACAAAGCUGCUGCAAUUUUUCUACAAAGUCUUUUCUGACGCCAACAGGCAAACCGUCCCAGAAUUUCGCGAACGGAGCUUUCUGGUCGAUUCCCAGAACAACAAGGUGUACUUUUGUAACUACGCAAGACGCCGACAGGGGUUGAAUGCCUGUUUUGCUCAUGAUGAAAACAACCCGUCCCAACAUGAGAACUGGAGAGUCCUGAGCCCGAUGCUGGGCAGCCUGCUGGGUGUGAACCAGGCGGGAUCCGAGCUGUACGGGGUGAGCCACUGUAGCAGGGCCUACAUGGUGAGCGAGGAUGACGGGAGGAACUGGUUCUCCAUCCCGCGGGAGGACUGGACCAAGGCCAGACAGACAGACUACGUACGGGCCAUGGAAGUGAAAGAGGGGGAGAACGCAGACGGCUCUACGGAACAAGGGACUACCUGGAGAGCUAAUGAUACUGGCAUUCUGAGACUUCCAGCUGGUGAGUCUGCCUGGCAACAAGUCGCCUCCUGGACCUGAUGAGGACAACAAAAUCCACCACCACAAAACGACCUGGACGUUUUUAUACUCAAAACAUGAAUGUAUUGGACAUAAAUGUAUAAUACAUA